Messenger RNA from Arabidopsis arenosa, 1124 nucleotides. The record is from the annotation of a GenBank genome assembly. NCBI's taxonomy places the organism in Eukaryota, Viridiplantae, Streptophyta, Magnoliopsida, Brassicales, Brassicaceae.
CAAAGAAUCCGCCGGAGCUAGUGAUAUGGGUGGUUCCAGAGAGUUCCGAGCUGAGGUACCCUCAAACCAAUUCCACUCGAUCAUCGCCAUAGUCAUCUGGCUUGGCGCCAUUCACUUCAACGUCGCUCUUGUUCUCUGUUCCCUCAUUUUCCUUCCUCCUUCUCUAUCUCUCAUGGUCUUGGGCUUGCUCUCUCUGUUUAUCUUCAUCCCAAUCGACCAUCGUAGCAAAUACGGUCGUAAGCUCGCUAGGUACAUAUGCAAGCACGCGUGUAGUUAUUUCCCUGUCUCUCUGUACGUCGAGGAUUACGAAGCUUUUCAGCCUAAUCGUGCCUAUGUCUUUGGUUAUGAACCACAUUCGGUGUUACCGAUUGGAGUUGUUGCGCUUUGUGAUCUCACAGGGUUUAUGCCUCUUACUAAUAUUAAAGUUCUUGCAAGUAGUGCUAUUUUCUACACUCCCUUUCUAAGGCAUAUAUGGACAUGGUUAGGCCUCACGGCUGCUUCUAGGAAGAAUUUCACUUCCCUUUUGGAUUCUGGCUACAGUUGUGUUCUUGUACCUGGUGGUGUGCAGGAGACUUUUCAUAUGCAACAUGAUGCUGAGACUAUCUUCCUUUCAAGGAGAAGAGGUUUUGUGCGCAUAGCCAUGGAACAGGGGAGCCCUCUGGUUCCAGUGUUCUGCUUUGGUCAGGCACGCGUGUACAAAUGGUGGAAGCCGGAUUGGGAUCUCUAUCUUAAACUAUCUAGAGCAAUCAGGUUUACCCCGAUCUGCUUCUGGGGAGUUUUUGGAUCACCAUUACCGUGUCGACAGCCUAUGCACGUGGUAGUUGGUAAACCAAUAGAAGUUACAAAAACUCUGAAGCCAACUGAUGAAGAGAUUGACAAGUUCCAUGGCCAGUAUGUGGAAGCGCUUAGGGAUCUGUUUGAGAGGCACAAGUCCCGAGUAGGCUAUGAUCUUGAGUUGCACAUUCUUUGAACAAAAUCUCCAGGGAAAUUACUACUUGUGUGUAUUAUCCUUCAUUAUUUGUUACCUUGGUACUAGAUUUGGAUUUAAUAUACAUGACUGCAAGUAUGUCUUUAACAUCGACUGUUGUAGUAAUGGAAUACGUUUAUAAAGCCUGUAAAUUACU